UGGCAGUAAAACCUAGGAGGCGCGGACUAACACUAAGAUGAUGACAAGACUGGCUUUCCUAGUUGUACUGUUGACGUUCGGCAAUUUCUCCUCAGCCUUUCUUAUGUUCAGAACUAAUUCCGGAUUCGGAAGAUACAAUGGUGGACUGAGUAACUGGUUCAUGAGAGGUUUUGGGGGUGGACUCGGUGGGUCAGAAGCAGGCGACGCCGGUGACAUUCUAGAGCAGCAGCAAGCCAACCAGAAAAAGCAACUCCUGUACCGGAACACCUUCCGGGGGUCAUGGGGCGGAAGUGGAGGGUACUUUAAUCCGUUCAUGGGUGCCUAUGGUUUUUCUCUCUUUGAUGCCUGAUGACCACAGAAUCAUUCACCUAGAUGUCACUGAACUUAACAUCACAGGACAGUGUGUGGUCUACUUAACCACAGGGAAUUUCAAUUUAAAGCAUUUUAUGCAUUCUGACUAUCAGUGGUCCAGAAAACAGUUCUGAGUGUUAUCGCCAUUACUGCCACAGCCUUUGUAUGAAUAAGUGUAGUGAAAAAAGAAAAAUGUCAUUUUGUUUUAUAUUUUUCAUUUGA
Saccostrea cuccullata (small rock oyster) is the source of this 573-nucleotide messenger RNA. RefSeq lists its product as uncharacterized. The transcript is spliced from 3 exons. Bases 38 to 349 code for a protein of 103 amino acids. Lineage: Eukaryota; Metazoa; Mollusca; Bivalvia; Ostreida; Ostreidae. The record is from RefSeq and is a predicted model, not a curated record.